This is a messenger RNA of Petromyzon marinus (sea lamprey), 3327 nucleotides long. RefSeq names its product G protein-coupled receptor 84 (gene GPR84). Gene Ontology annotation, cellular component: membrane. Gene Ontology annotation, biological process: G protein-coupled receptor signaling pathway. NCBI's taxonomy places the organism in Eukaryota, Metazoa, Chordata, Hyperoartia, Petromyzontiformes, Petromyzontidae. Gene Ontology annotation, molecular function: G protein-coupled receptor activity. The record is from RefSeq and is a predicted model, not a curated record.
CCUUAUCUUGUAAAAUAAAAAAGAGUUAAUAUAUUACUUUAGUUUGACUGUUAAUAAAUGUGCUUGGGCAGGACGCGAGGAUUGUCGAAGCGAGGAUUGUCGGCGGUCAAGACUACCAACGGAGUGCCUGCCAAGCUAGUCGCUACACACCCGGGGAAAAGAGCCACCGCUCGUCGCUACACGCCCAGGGAAAUGAACCACCGCGGAGAUGGAACAAUUAAAUCAGAUAAUGCGCAGGAGCCAGAUGGCGAGUGAUAGCGACGGCUUAGGGAAGCCUCCAUCUAGCAGUGGAUAGAUCGUGAAUGACACGUCUCCUGCCAAAGAUCUGAAGGCAACGACGCAUCGUUGCCUUCAGAUCUUCUUCUUCACUGUGGUGUAAAAUUGCAGAAUUUCGCAAAUUAUUAACGCGGGUUUCCCCGCUCACGCGUUUAUUUUGCUCACUGCGCUUUUCCGGCUGUGGUCAGACCACAGUCCCUGUGGUCCGCGCGUGUGAUUCGCACGAUAUGAUAAAUAAUGAUGAAAAUUCAAAUAAAUAAUAUGUGUUUACUAUAAGUGUUUUUUUUUAGAGAAAGAAUCGGAAAAAUAAUCGAGUCGAAGCUUUAACCACAGGAAUGAGGAAACUCACAUCCAGAUACCAGGGUUAGAGUCCAGCAGCUGUGCACUCGGGACUCCGUGUUGGCGAGACGACGCGAGCCAUGGAGAACUUCACCUGCAGCGACCCAUCCAUCGAGAAUUAUCGCUACUUUGGAGCCGCGCUCGGCGUGCUGGUCACGGUGGUGGGCACCCUGGGCAACUGCAUGACCAUACUGGCGUUCGGCAUCGAGAAGAAGCUGCAGAGCAAGCUGAACACGCUCAUCGUCAACCUAUCGCUGUCGGACCUCCUCUACUGCGCCUUCCUGCAGCCGAUCACCGUGGACUCGUACAUCCACUUGAGCUGGAGGAUGGGAGCGGACGGCUGCAGAGUGUUCGGCCUGCUCCUCUUCGUGUCCAACGCCGUGUCCAUACUCAACCUGGGCUCCAUCGCGGUCAAUCGCUACUUUCUCAUCAGGGACAAGCGCCUCUUUGAUCGGAUCUACACCAGGUACACGAUGCCCGCGUUCCUGGGCAUCCCGUGGCUGGUGGGCCUCGCUUCGUUUGCGCCUCUCUGGACGAGUUUCGACUUCCUGAAGCAGGUGUGCACGUGCAGCUUCCAUCGCGAGAGAGGACGCCCGUACACCACCAUCCUGCUCGUGUUCUACUUCGUGGCGGGCAUCGCCUCCAUCACCGUCUUCUACUGCCUCAUCCACAGGAGGGUGGCCGUGUCCUCCAAAGCGCUCCACAAGUACCGAGUGCGGAUGAGCGCGCAUGGGCCGCCGGGAGCGCACGGGAGGGAGACGGCGAUGCUGGCGGCGACGCCACGAGAAGCGAGCACCUCGUGCAGCCUGGACGCGGCGAACAGCGCCACCAACACCACCGCGGGCACGUGGACGGAGGCGCUGCGCGACGAGCCAGGCGCGAGCAGAAGUCACGACGAGGCGUCGGCGAACUCCAGCGACCUCGACACGGGUGAGAAUGUCACCAAAAAGAGGAGGAAUAAGAAGAAGAAGUCGGCGGCUUCUGCGGUGAAAAAAAAUCUGGACGGCGAAUUUAAGAAAGUCACCAAGAUGUGUUACGUGAUCUUUUUGGUCUUUGCGGUUUGCUAUUUACCGUUCUGCGUGCUCAACGUCAUCGAUCGAAAAGGAACAUAUUCACCGAUUUGGCACAUGAUGGCUGCCAACUGCACGUGGCUCAACAGCGGCAUUAACCCCAUCCUCUACGCGCUGAUGAACCGGCAGUUCAAGGACGCAUACAAGGCGAUCGUUCUCUCUCCGCUGCGUUUAAUGCGGAAAACUCGGCACUGAGACCGCGUGCCCCCCCCCCCCCCCCUGCGAGGUGUUCACAAGAAGUGUCAAGAUGUCAGAUAGCCGCGCGUGUGUGUACGGUGCUGCGAGCCAAGACUUGUAUUCACAAUUUAGAAGCAAUGUGUGGUUUAUAGAAGCAAAGUAGUGCGUGUGAAAGCUUAACCAACGUGGUUUUUUUUUUCUCUCAUUAGUUUAGAAAUGUAGUCGUGGUGAUGUCUCAACAAAGUUGCCGCCAUAACUAGAUAAAGACUACGAUGCAGGGAAUAAGUAAAGAAUAAUAAUGCCUGCGUUAUUAUAUUGUUCACGUGUGCUCUGCAUUGCUAUGCAAUCACACGUGGUAGGUAAGCUGCUCUCACGUGCACGAUGUUUUCGACAUCUCAAAUCUCACGCAUUUCAUGCGCGCGUUACGCAGCACCGAGCCAACACGCACAACAAACGAACUCAACACGUUCGUCAAUAUCAAUACAUUUGUAUAUGUACAAAAGGCAACGUUUCGGGCAAUGGCCCUUCUUCAUUAGCACAUCAAUGCAGAGUGCUAUGAAGAAGGACCAUUUGCCUUGAACGUUGCGUAUUAUAUAUAGUUUCCUAUUAAGGUCAGAGUGUUGUUGACGAAUGUUUUGAGUUAUGUUAUAAAUUGUGUUUGUUCACCACGUGUCAACAGCAGUAGCAGCACCACCACCAAAUAAUAAUUCGUUUCAUGUUGAACACAAUUAAACGAUUUCUCCUUCCCCCUCUCCCCACGGCGCGUCUCAUGCAAUCACGAGUCAUUCCGAUGGGCACUCGCACGCACCCCCAUCUUGAGACGUCCGGUGGUCAGUGAAGGGGUUUUAAACCACUCAUGUGCAGCAUUUACAUUCGUGCGUUACAGUACUAUUAAAGUAAUUAGCUCAGAUCUUUUUACAAUUCACAAAUAAAAAUCCUUUCUCCCACCAGCACAAGACUCUACACCGUGGUUGGCUCCUAACAUACGUGGUUAUUGGUUAUGAUCGUGAACCAUGAACGGCAUCUAUCGGGGAAAGUCACAAAGUCAUUAAUACGUACAUAUGGUCAUUCAAAACGUAAAUCCUGCACGCGCGACACGUUUGGAAAUGGUGUUAGUUACGUUAUUUCAAGAUAUGUAUUUAUACGGAAUGGCAUUACUCUUACACUUGAAACGGAAUCGGGUUUUUUUCUUCCUCCAGGGACAUGUGGGGCCCCCGUUGUAAACCAGACACGUUGUUAUGCGCAGCGUCAUUGAAACAUAGCGGCUGUUAUCGCGCCGGGCACGAAAUCAGAUCCUUUCUCUCGAUUAUUCAAACUGCGUCUGGUUGCUGUGGCCCUCGCUGUAACACUGUGACAGUCUUCACUGUCGUUUGGAAUCAUAACAGGAAUAAAUCAAUUUUGAUUUAAAGCUUUCGUGACUGCAGGGAUUCAUAUUCUUGGUUCUUUCGGUAAAGUCACAUAGAAA